AUAUUUUUCUUCUUCUUCAGCGGCACACGUGCUAGCUGCUUGCGUUUUGUUUUUUUCGCAAAUUAUUCGUCGUAAUUUGCGAAAAUGCGCAUCGAAACGUGUUAUUUUUGCUCCAGCAAGAUAUACCCUGGCCACGGGGUGAACUUCGUUCGAAAUGAUUGCAAGAUUUUCAAGUUCUGUCGGGGCAAGUGCCACAAGGCCUUCAAGCGGAAGAAGAACCCCCGCAAGGUCGGCUGGACUAAGGCGCACCGCAAGGCCGCUGGAAAGGAGCUGGCCAUCGAUCCCAGCUUCGAGUUUGAGAAGCGUCGCAACGUGCCCAUUAAAUACAGCCGUGAGACGUGGGAGAAGGCGCUGGUGGCCAUCAAGCGAGUGACGGCCAUCAAGAAGCGUCGCACCGACCACUUUGUUAUGGAGCGCCUCCGCAAGGGACGCGAGAUGGAAAUCAAUAUGGACGUCAAGGAUGUGCAGCGCAACAUGUCCCUCAUUCGUUCGCCAGCCGCUGGCCUCAAGGAGCGACGCGCCAAGGAGGAGGCCGAGGAGGCUGCCCUCAUGGAGGAGGAUCUGCCCGAGGAGAAGAUCACCUACGUGGAUGCGCGCGAGCUCGAGAAGAGGCUCGAGGAGGGAAUGGGAAUCGAGGAUCUGGAGAUGUUAGAAGCCUAGGGACUCGUACACUGAUUUUAGUUUUAGGACGCUUGCUAUAUAAAAUACAUAACAUUAAAAUAAAAACCCCGUGGUACAUAA
Drosophila serrata is the source of this 741-nucleotide messenger RNA. It is a transcript of the gene RpL24-like, whose product is annotated as ribosomal protein L24-like. Gene Ontology annotation, cellular component: nucleolus. Gene Ontology annotation, biological process: ribosomal large subunit biogenesis. The record is from RefSeq and is a predicted model, not a curated record. Gene Ontology annotation, molecular function: structural constituent of ribosome. NCBI's taxonomy places the organism in Eukaryota, Metazoa, Arthropoda, Insecta, Diptera, Drosophilidae.